AUGGCAGCUAUUACUGAAAUGGGAGACGAGAUUGUGGAGCAUGAACAACGAAGCAACUGUUUUUGCAAGACAAGUACCAUAAUGAAGUUUGGUAAACAGAACGGUGCUAAUGACAUCGGCAUAACAGAUCACAUACUUAGCAAUGACAUUUCAAGUGUCAAUAGUAAUCAGUUAAAUGGACCAGAAUUGACAGCAAUAGCAACUUUUACCACCGGAAGCAGUGAACCGGAAGUUCGGGAUACUCAUGUUCCGACGCCGAUUGCUGCAGAGAAUGCGGAUUUCCUUAACGGACCUGACCAAGUGCUUCCAGCAACAGGAUUGUCUACAUCGAACGUCAAUGGCCGAGUUAAAAUACGAUUUGAAGACAGAGGUAUGGGCGCCAGGGAACCCAUCUCUGUACCUGGACUUUUGUACAAGAUAGCUCAAGAGUACCCUGAUCAUCCAGCACUUGUUUCCAAACGCGAAGAUGGUCAGUGGAAGGAAAUGACUUAUAAAGAAUAUGAAGUUUCUGUGAGGACAUGCGCAAAAGGAUUCCUGAAGCUUGGGCUGAUGCGAAAUCAUUCUGUCUGCAUCUUGGGCUUCAAUUCACCAGAAUGGUUCUUUUCUUAUUUGGGUGCUAUAUAUGCUGGUGGCUUUGCGGCAGGAAUUUAUACAACAAAUUCAUCAGAGGCUUGCCAUUACUGUGCUGUAAGAAGCCUCGUUAAUAUUAUUGUAGUGGAGGACAAGAAGCAGUUGGAUAAAAUUCUGGACUUCAAAGACAAGCUUCCGGAGCUUAAAGCUAUAGUGCAGUACCAUGACAAACCCGAAGUUGAAGGAGUUAUCAGUUGGGAAGAACUGAUGAAGAUUGGGCGUGGAGAGCCAGACGUACAUCUGAACAACGUAUUGAAAACGAUUGGCGUCAAUGAAUGCUGCUCACUUGUAUUCACUUCUGGGACAGUUGGUAACCCAAAAGCUGCCAUGUUGAGCCAUGACAACUUUACAUGGAAUGCGGAAACCGUUCUACAAUAUAUGGGAAUUUCCAAAGGAAAAGAAGUCCUUGUUAGUUUCCUGCCACUUAGUCAUGUAGCAGCACAGAUUUUGGACAUUCACAUUUCUAUUACAGUUGCAGCAACGGUCUACUUCGCUGACAAAGAUGCCCUUAAAGGAAGUCUGGUGAAAACUCUUCAGGAGGUUCGUCCUACUCGGUUCCUUGCUGUACCUCGAGUCUGGGAGAAGAUUUAUGAGAAGAUGCGAGAAAUUGGUAGGCAGUCAGGUGUAAUUAAAAGAGCUAUUGCAACUUGGGCAAAGGGACAUGGACUUCGGCAUUACCUUAAUAAGAUGAAUGGAAUUGGCAGCAACACGUUUUCAUACAUGUUAGCCAAAAGACUCGUAUUCUCUCGAAUCAAGAAAGCCUUGGGUUUGGAUCGCUGUGUCACUGCACUCUCAGGAGCUGCACCAAUCUCUGUUGACGUCAAGAAAUACUUCUGGAAGAUUGACAUUCAACUUAUGGAUGCAUUUGGAAUGACGGAAACCACUGGAGGACACACAUUCAAUAUUGAGAGGGAAUUUAGGUUAGAGGCUGCAGGAAAGGAAAGAGAUGGUGUUUACUCCAAGAUUAUGUAUGCUGAUGAAGAUCAACAGGGAGAAGUGUGUAUUAAUGGGCGGCACGUUUUCAUGGGCUACCUGGACGACCCUGAAAAGACUUCUGAAGUUUUUGAUGAGGAAGGAUGGCUUCAUACAGGAGAUCUUGGAAAGAUUGAUGAAAAUGGUUUUCUAUAUAUCACUGGCAGGAUUAAGGAGCUGAUUAUCACAGCUGGAGGCGAGAACAUUGCACCUGUUCUGAUUGAAGAAGAAGUGAAAGCUCAACUUCCAUGCAUCAGCAAUGCAAUGCUCAUUGGAGACAGAAGAAAAUUUCUUUCAAUUCUUCUCACAUUAAAGACUGAAAUGAAUUUAGAGACUGGUGAGCCUCUGGAAGAAUUAGCACCAGUCACAAAGCAGUGGUGUAAGGAGCUCGGUUUGAAAGCUAGUACUGUGAAAGAUAUUCUGAAUGGACCAAACGAACAGGUCAUGGAUGCAAUACAGAAAGGCAUUGAUCAAGCAAAUGUCAAGGCAAUAUCCAAUGCACAACGGGUACAGAAGUUCCAGAUACUUCCUCGUGACUUCUCAGUUCCUACCUGUGAGAUAGGGCCAACAAUGAAAGUAAAACGUAAUGUUGUAUUAAAGAAAUAUGCAGACAUCAUUGAAAGGUUCUACCAAGAAACAGAACAAAGAUAAUAGCAGAACCUCCUUACCAUAUGCCCACAUAAAGCAAUCGGUACUUUCAGUGAUCCUCUAGGCAAUGGAAUACUAUAAUUUUGUUUUGCUGGGAUUCCAUUCCAAAAUAAGGAACAAAGUAGUUUA
This is a messenger RNA of Cryptotermes secundus, 2379 nucleotides long. Its product is annotated as very long-chain-fatty-acid--CoA ligase bubblegum. Gene Ontology annotation, molecular function: long-chain fatty acid-CoA ligase activity. Gene Ontology annotation, cellular component: endoplasmic reticulum; membrane. The record is from RefSeq and is a predicted model, not a curated record. The transcript has a single exon. Bases 1 to 2253 code for a protein of 750 amino acids. Lineage: Eukaryota; Metazoa; Arthropoda; Insecta; Blattodea; Kalotermitidae.